GCCGAAAAAUUAAAGGAGGCCGAAAAAUUGAAGAAAGCCGAAGAAUUGAAGGAAGCCGAAAAAUUGAAGGAGGCUGAAGAAUCGAUGGAAGUAAAAUUGUUGAAGGAGACCGCAUAUGAAUCGAAGGAACAUUGUUUGCAGAAGAAGGAGCAAACUCCAAGCAAGGAACCGAUGGAAUCUAUGAAGAAGACGGCGGAGAAAGUAACGGAAGCGCAUGAGAUGAAAACCUCUACUUCCAACAAAUCUGAAAGCUCUGAAGAUGAAAUGAUUAAAGAGGUGACGACUCAACUCACCGAUUUGCCAUAUCCUGAUACUGAGAAACUAUACAAGACUACAUCCGACAAGUCCACCUCUAUUAAACUUGAUGCUCCUGAAGCACCAAAAAUUCCAGAGAAAUGCCAAAUCUCCACCUCCGAUAAAUCUAAAGAUGAUAAAGAUACGCCAGAACAUCGGGAAGGGAAUAUCUGCCUAAGACUUCCUAAUACUCAAACCGAGGAGCGUGAAAGUCCAAAAUGCCGAACGUUCAGAUAUUUUAGCGCUCAAAUGGCCAACUCUUCUGACUCUGAUGACGAUUUAAUGCGGGAUAACCCUUUGAAAAUGCUUGACAGUUCUUCUGAGGAAACGGAUUCAUCUGACGAGGGCAAAGCAGAUGAGGGCAAAGCAGAUAAGGGCAAAGCAGAUGAGGGCAAAGCAGAUGAGGACAAAGUAGACGGCGUGGACAAAGUAGACGGCGUGGACAAAAUAGACGGCGUGGACAUAGUAAAAGUGGGACAUAGAACGUAUCAGCUGGACGAAGCAUGUAGAAAAGCCAUUCGAGAAAGGAUUAAAGAAAAAUCGUGGCCGCCCAUAUCAGCGCCGGAUUUCAAGAAACGUCCUUUGGUCCUGGCAACGUAUCAUAUGAUGCCCUCACUGCCGAUGGAGCUUUUCGAGGUGUUUGGAGAAAUGAUCGAAGCUGUCACGGGUAGGCCGGUUGUCUUAAUGUACGAGAACAGAGUAAACCGGCCCAUCAUCGGGGACAUUGACAUACUUAUCACGCCAGCGAACCAAACCUGGCAGGACGGCGUGCUCUUUCCCUUAAGCUUCGUUUUCGAUCAUCCUCUUAAUAAGGACAAGUCGGCCAGCGUGUACGCCGAUAUGAUCAUCACAAAGGAAUUGAUGGAUACGCAGAAAAUUCAAACUAUCAUGGAUUUGCGAGGACGUAGGUGUGCCAUUCCGGAUAGACGAAGCGAACACACCGCCGCCGGAUUGCUUUUUAAAGAUUUGCACCAGAAAGGCGAAAACAUGUUAUUCUUUGGCAAUUUAUUCGAUGCUACCUCGCAGUUGGAUGUAUUGGAAAUGAUCUUGAACAAUCGGGCGGAAGUAGGAAUUGUAGAAUCACCGGUGAUUACAAGCCGAAAGGACAGCAUAUUCAAUGUGAAUUCUCUUCAUAUCCUCGACUCUUUGGGACCUUUGCCGCCCUACCGCAUCAUGGUCAAAAAAUCGCUAGCGGACACACUGAACAAACCACUUAUAACCUAUCUGAUGAACGUAAAUAAGUACGAUGAAAUGCUGCUUAGAGUGUUACCCUAUGGUGUCAUUGGUUUUGCCAAGAACUCGGAGAAUAACUACGCUCUGAAGAACAAGUUCAUACCCACUAAUAUGCCUUACUACUAAAAAUUUUUUACGCUUUUUUUAAUCUACUUCUUUUAUCAUUUUAUACAUAUAU
Molecule: messenger RNA, 1705 nt
Organism: Temnothorax curvispinosus
Lineage: Eukaryota; Metazoa; Arthropoda; Insecta; Hymenoptera; Formicidae
Exons: 7
Coding region: 85-1653 (522 amino acids)
Source: RefSeq, a predicted model, not a curated record